AUGACUCACCUUUUCACUCGCUCAAAACUCGCUCGACUCGUUUCUUUAACUCAUAUUUCCAGAUGUUCACUCAGAACAACAACAACAACAACUUCUUGCUCUCUCCGCCUAUUCUCAACAAAAACUACUGCCAACUGCGGAGGAGAACAGACACCGGAAACGGAAAGGAGGAAAUGGAAGCACCGUCGAAUGGAGCUACCGGAGGAGCUGUCGAAAAAUGUCAUCGUACUUUCGUGUGAGUCUACGGCAAAGGGCGGUGUUUGUGAUGUCUACGUUGUUGGAAUCGUUCAUAUGUCAAAGAAAUCAACCCAACAAGUUGAAGCUAUUGUCAAAUAUUUGAAACCAGAGAUUGUCUUUUUGGAAUUGUGUAAGAGUCGUGAGCAAGUUCUUUACCGCGAAAAGAUUAAGGUACCAACUGAGCAAGAAAUGUUGGAAAGCUGGAAGAAGAAACACAACAUGUCUGGAAUACUUUAUAGCUGGUUCAUGGCAGAGCUUGCCAAUGAGCUUGACGUGUAUCCUGGUGCUGAGUUUCGUUCUGGAUACAGAGAAGCAAUCAAGUAUGGUGGCAAAGUGGUACUUGGUGAUCGCCCUAUACAGAUCACAUUAAAGAGAACAUGGAGUAAGCUGCCACUCUGGCACAUCUCAAGAUUGUUGAUUCCUUCUUUUUCAGUGAAAUGCUCACCUUCUUUAUCUAUCUUUGAUAAUGUUAAAAAUUGGAUAAAGGAGUUGGAGGAGGAUGACGGGUCAAUUCUUGAUAGCAAAAUAAUGAAUGAGAAAUUGCCAACUGUAAUGGAGACUAUUGUGCAUGAAAGAGAUAAGUACAUGUCCUACACAUUAUUAAAAGUGGCAAGUGAGAGAAGAUCAGUUGUUGCUGUUGUUGGAAAAGGGCAUCUACAAGGAAUAAAGAAGUACUGGAAGCAACCUGUCAAGAUUCAAGAUCUCCUCACAGUUCCACCUCCCAAACCGGCUAUCCCAACAAUGGAAAUCUUUGUAUCUGUCGGCAUACUUGUGGCUGGAGUGGCCAUAAUAUCAAACACCUAUCUUUAA
Vicia faba (fava bean) is the source of this 1047-nucleotide messenger RNA. Lineage: Eukaryota; Viridiplantae; Streptophyta; Magnoliopsida; Fabales; Fabaceae. The record is from the annotation of a GenBank genome assembly.